GAAGCUCUUCAAAAAAUAUUACAGCCUUUCCAAAAGGGUGGUGGUGCUGCUGCUAACGUUGUUUAAAAAUACAUCAAUCAAACAAUAACAUUAAUGAAGUUACAAACGGAUAGUUCAUCGCUCUUUAAAGUAAAGUAUUCAUUAGUGUACUAAAGCUGUGAUCUCCGAAACUUUCAGUGUUAAGUAAAUGGAGGAGAAGAAGGAAGACGGAGAGUCGGAGAUUCAGGAACACGGACCCGAGCAUUGGUUCUCAAAAUGGGAGCGGCAGUGUUUGGCUGAAGCGGAGCAAAGAGAGUUAAACGAGGAGGAGGCCGAUAACGACCAAGAUAAAUUGUGGCAUCUCUUCCAGAAUUCUGCCACUGCGGUAGCACAGCUAUACAAAGACCGAGUAUGUCAUCAACAAGGUCUCUCUCUUUGGGUGCCAUUCCAGAAUGCUGCAACAACAGUCACGAACCUGUACAAAGAGAGUGUUGAGGCCCACCAGCGGAGCUAUGACUUGGGCAUACAGAUCGGCCACCAGAGACGUAAUAAGGACGUGCUGGCCUGGGUAAAAAAGAGAAGGAGAACCAUCCGCAGAGAGGACCUCAUUAGCUUCUUAUGUGGAAAAGCUCCACCGCCCCGGAGUUCCAGGGCCAACCCCAGACUGACUGUGGUAUCACCCAACCGGGCCCCCCCCGCUGAGACGGGCUCCUCCGUGGAGACCGACCUCCAGCCAUUCAGAGAGGCCAUAGCUCUGCACGGUCUGAGUGGGGCCAUGGCUAGUAUUAGCGUGCGCUCUGGGGCCCCUGGGUCUCCCACCCACGUGAGUGGCGGAGGAGGUGGUACAGGAUCAGGUCUGGUGGGCCGCAGGCGUAACGGCCUCCACGAUGUCGACCUGAACACUUUCAUUUCUGAGGAGAUGGCCCUGCACCUGGACUCAGGCUCUGCCUCUGCAGGGGGGGGGGCCAGGAAACGCAACUCUGCUCAGUGCAAUGACGUCAUCACGGACUCCCCCACCCAUAAACGCAACCGGAUGAUCUGAUUACCCUAGCUUGGAGCCGGGGCUGAAGACGGACGGCUGGCUACGGAGGGGAUCUGUGCUGAUGGGAGGCGUUUCGUUUAGUGAUGACUUUCUUCCCUUGUCUCCUUGUCUUGCUUAUUUCCCCUAAUUGGCGUGCCUAAUCCAAAAUGAGAGCACUGUUGAGUAUCAGAGCAACAUAUACAUUUCAACACGAUUCUUUCAAUCAUCAGUGGUCAUUAAGGGAAGAAGGCAAGGAAAUGAGAGGAGGAAAGGGAGCCAUUGAAGAUGUUUGGAAACGCAGCCUUCCAGGGGGAGAACAAGGCACUGUGUUGCUUGAAAUAAAAGCCACUUAAUCCUCAACACUUCUAUUACCCUCCCUCCCCCAAAUAGUCCCAUCCUCACCCAUCCCCUUAUAAAGGAAAUGAGGGCCAUCGCAACGUCUCUGACUCUGUGAAUUCAAUAAUGUUUGCCAAAUGUUGGAACACUGUUGGAGACCCAUUCUGUGCUCUGACAAAUGUUGUUCUUCUGUUACCCAUUCUACUCAGUGGACAUGUCUGUCAGUCAAGACAGUGAGAUCUCUCUGUAGGAGCAUAUCUCUGUGGCUUCCUCUGCCUCCUGUGUCCAGUCAUAUUGCUGUGGGUAUGAUAGCCCAUACUACCAAUAGCAGGCUAUUGAUGUUUGAUAUAGACCUUUUAUCUGCUAACUCUGCAUCAACAUUAACUUCAGUUUAGUUCAGUCACCACAUACCAGUGUUCAGUUUCAGGUUGUUUCGGCCAACGUGCCGAAGUCGACAUUUUUGACGAGCUUUUUUUCACCUGGAUUUUUUUUUUUCUUUCUAAAGGAAAAAAAUAGUUUUUGUUGUUGCCACAGCUUAAAUAAUACCUGACUGUUGCAGACUUCACCCUUCUUCCUAGUCUUAUUUGAUGCAGCUGCUGUUUUAUGUGAUUGUGUGAUAAUAUAAUGAGAGUUGCAAUAAUGAUUUUGCACUUAGCUUUCACACCUAACUCAUGCAAGUUAUUCUUCCAUUGGGUCCCAGUUAUACUUCACUGUGCACAAACACCUUUGUCUCUCACCCAUGGGAGAGCAUUAGCCCUAGAAAGUAUAAAUCAAACCUGUUCUUUCAGAGGCAGUGUCCCAAUGUCCAUGCUACCGCACUUUAUGGCGUGCACAGCCUUCACACUCACCUGUGUGAAAGUUUGGAUGUUGGGAUGUUCACUGUGUUGUAUAGGGAAAGUGCAUUAUUGAGAUGUAUGUGGAAAGCUACGAUUGGCUGGCUACCCUGUGGAUGGAGCUCCUGAAAGUGCAGGUAGAAAUGUUUUGAGUAGAGCGGACCCUCAUAACACAUGGAGUGGGAAUUGUGUUGGUUCUGUACAUGACAUUUCAAUUGGUUACGUUCAUAAGACAAUGUCAGUUCAUCUGUCACUAAACCAAUAAAUGGUCUUUAUAUCCUUUUAAAGUAGACAGCCUCAAGUAUGCAGACUCAUGCCACAUCUCUCUGGAGCCAACACUAUUACCAACUGUUUCUUGAUACUUAUAUUAUUUGUUUAAAGUAAUAAAUGGCUAAUCUAUAUACUUAACAUUUAGGUGUUGGUAUGAUAUGUGGUUCAUGUUGUAAAAGGAAUAAAAGAAAACCAUUGAAUUGCAAUUGAUGUACUAUGUUUCAUUAAAUAACAUGUUCAUGUG
Molecule: messenger RNA, 2683 nt
Organism: Hypomesus transpacificus
Lineage: Eukaryota; Metazoa; Chordata; Actinopteri; Osmeriformes; Osmeridae
Gene: hapstr1a
Product: chromosome 17 C16orf72 homolog
Exons: 4
Coding region: 188-1021 (277 amino acids)
Source: RefSeq, a predicted model, not a curated record